AUGCCCAAGAUUGCAAAAAGUCCACUUGCAGUUGAUGAGCGUCGCUCAAAAAUGUUCCGCAAACUCUUUGAUAUCAUUCCUGUUGUGGAGGAGGUGUUCGCUGCUAUUGGCAGAGGUGGAAGCUUUGAUCAGAAAGCAUUGUUUGAAGUAACUUACAGGAGUUUCAACUGUAGUAUGAUUAGUUAUACCUGACUGCAUGGAGGUAAACUCCAGAUAGACAAUGUCCAGCAACGAGAGACAGUUAUUUGCAGUUGAUCUGCUAUAACGUGCUGUGUAUGGUGUUUUAUUAACAAGGGGAGAGGAAGGGGAGAGGUCACCAGCACCUUAGGACCCCUCACAUUACAGAAUACUUUCUAUUGAUCUUCGUCAACGGUAAAAUUGCAGUUCCCAUGACUAUUUGUGGGCUCACAAAGGAUUGCCGCGGCAUUUCGUGUCCUUUGACUCUCUCAGUGAAGUGUUAGCUUAUUCGUUUCCAUGAUGGAAAGUUAACUUAAGCAAAUCGAUAAUUCAAAGCUUUUGUGCUACUGUCUCCUUUUAUUAGGAAAUGCAAUCGCUCAACUUGUUAAUUAUUUUGACUUUAUAAAAUAUUUUAAGUAUUUAAGCCAGCGGAAUGCAUAGAAUUCCAGAAAAACAAAUGUGAAGUUGAAUGGUUUUAAAUUGCGCUAGAAGUUGUUUUGAUCAGUAUGCAAAUUACUGCUAUCUAUUGUUUCCAUCAAACUAAAAUAGCCUGGCUCUUUUACGACUUUUUGAUUUGCUUUGUUUCAUUUUAUAUUUUUUUGUGAAUCAUAAUUCUUUCAUGUGAAUUUAUGCUUUCAAAAGGAAAACAACUUUGAGGAAAUGUUGCGUUUACAGCCACAGCGAUACAUGUCUAUUUCACUUCACUUGCUCUUAUACACAAAUUACCCUAAAUCAUUCAGUGGAUUUGGGUUUGACCUCACCAACCUAUUGUAGCUUGUUUUUUUUGUGUGCACAACCUCCUACAACCAUUGCUCAUAUUAAAACUCCAAAAUUGUCGUAGCCCUUUAAAUGUACAUGUAUACAACUGGAAUCUCUAGUAAUUUUACAGCCACCUCUUAUAAGCAACUUGAACCACUUUCUAACCUUUUUUCGUGUAUUCCAUUGUUUUUAAACUCUUUAAGUAGCUGUUCAAUGCAUAGACUGAUCUCUUUGUUCACUGUAUAUAAUACUACACUACUCAGCCUAUAAGAUACAAAGAACUUUUUUUAAAGUGACAACAUCCUCUAUAUACUUGCAAGGCAAAUCUACCCAGGCGGCCUUAAGGAGAUAUUCAUUGUGUGAAGCAAAUUACCUUUUUUAUUGGUUUUGUUUGCAGUACUAUGCAUGGGCUGUCAUCAUGUGAGGAGAAUGUCAUCACUUGUAAAUGUUGAAAAACAAGGGAAAGUCGCUGUCCUAGAGCUGAACAGAAAGCCAGUUAACAGCUUUAGUUUAGACUUUUUACAGAAAAUAAAUGAAAAUUUGGAUCAAAUAGAAAAUGAUCAAGACUGCUGUGGAAUUAUCAUCACCUCUGUAAGUAACAUUUAGUCAAAUAACAAGCCAAUUAGUAAUUUAGGUAGUAUACAUGUAGCCAAGUAAAGUUUAUGUAAUACUAUAGAUAGCAAUGACAGAUCUUAAUUUAAGGUGAUUAAACUUGACGACAAAGAGUCUCUCCAACCUGAUAUAUACCUCUAGAUUGUUGUAGUUAAAAUUUUUCUCCUGUGUGACAUUUUGAGGUGAGUGAAAAGGAUGCUCUAUUCUGUGAUUAAUGAUGCAGUUCAUUUUGCUAAUAAACAGUAAAUCUGUUAACACAGUCAUAAUGGUGAAAAGGGGGAAACAGUGCUCCAUUGCAUGGCAAGCAAUUUCCAUCAUCAGGGUUUACAAUGUAUUUCCCUGGUGCUACAGUAUUUUUGAAGAUCUGUGCCAGAUCCGACAAGUCAGGCAGGUUCAAAACUUAAAUUGUUACAACGGCUAUUUUACUCCUCAUGGUACUUACAAGCUGAAACCUCCAGCCCGUGUGCCAGCACUUGCAUCUUAAGAAUACAUGACAAAAUUCAAAAUUUUCGUGUAAAGAAUUUGGAAAUAAUUUCUGUCAUAAGCUAUAAAGCUUGGGGAAGUUGGUGGAGAGUGGCCACCAGCUGCACUUACAUAGCACUUUAUGGAGCCUUUGUCAGGGUGAUGGACAAAACACUGACCCCCCAGUCCUUGACCCUUUGUCAGUGACAAAAUCAAUAUUUAAUCAGGGCCUUCCCAAAGUAUCCUCUACUGGCCUUGAUCUUGUGAAAGAAGUUUACAAGCCUUCUAGUGAGAAGCAACUUUCAACUUUUUGGCAAGCUUUCCAGGAGAUGUGGUUCGCGUGUAUGGCUCAAGACUACUCACUGUUGCUGCAAUAA
Messenger RNA from Porites lobata, 2387 nucleotides. NCBI's taxonomy places the organism in Eukaryota, Metazoa, Cnidaria, Anthozoa, Scleractinia, Poritidae. The record is from the annotation of a GenBank genome assembly.